This is a messenger RNA of Macadamia integrifolia, 3378 nucleotides long. Its product is annotated as non-lysosomal glucosylceramidase-like. Gene Ontology annotation, molecular function: beta-glucosidase activity; glucosylceramidase activity. Gene Ontology annotation, biological process: carbohydrate metabolic process; glucosylceramide catabolic process. The transcript is spliced from 21 exons. The record is from RefSeq and is a predicted model, not a curated record. Gene Ontology annotation, cellular component: membrane. NCBI's taxonomy places the organism in Eukaryota, Viridiplantae, Streptophyta, Magnoliopsida, Proteales, Proteaceae. Bases 234 to 3158 code for a protein of 974 amino acids.
GUUUCAAUCUUAUUUAUUUACUAGUUGCAUGAGAGAGGGGGAAGGGAGAGAUCCUUGUUUUUUUAUUCUUAAUUAGAUCUUUGAUACCUGCUCUUUUUGUAUAUUCACGAUCGGUGGUUCGGACCUUUGCUUUUUGAUAUUUGAUUAUCCAUCAAAUAUUUUUUUGGGUUCUCCUUGAAGUAUUUCAUAGAGAUUCUUACGAAUUCUACUCUGACAAAGUUGGUGGAGGCAAGAUGUUGGAGAAUGGUUUUGAUGGAGGCAAGAUGUUGGAGAAUGGUUUUGAUGGAGGGGAAAGGGAGCCUUCUUUGGAUGCCUUUAAUAAUGAGGUUGAGGCUGACCCUGCUCAACCUGCACCUCUGACUUGGCAACGAAAAUUGAACAGUGAAGAACUUGCUGCAUCAGAGUUCACUCUAACCAUUCAAGAGAUGAUGCAUAUGGCUCCAGUAGGUUAUCGAAUAUGGCGACAUACAAGAGAAGAAGCCUUGAGAGGACAGAAACCAGUCAUGGAUGUUUUCACUAGGCGCCUGUACACAUCUUGCCAAGGCAUCCCCCUAGGUGGCAUUGGUGCAGGAAGUAUUGGAAGAAGCUAUAGAGGAGAGUUUCAACGCUGGCAGCUAUUCCCCACUAUAUGUGAAAAUAAACCAGUUUUGGCAAAUCAAUUUUCUAGCAUUGUUGGACCUCGCACAUGCAGGAGCCUUGUGCAUCAGGUUUUUGUUUCACGCCCAAAUGGGAAAAAAUUUUCUUCGGUAUUGUGUCCCGGGAGGUCAGAAUUGCUCAAAGAGAGUACCCUUUCUGGGAUAGGAUCUUGGGAUUGGAACCUGAUUGGGCAUAGUUCUACAUAUCAUGCUUUGUAUCCCAGGGCAUGGACUGUAUACGAAGGUGAGCCUGACCCAGAACUGAGAAUAGUUUGCCGUCAGAUUUCACCAUUUAUUCCCCACAAUUAUAAGGAGAGCAGUUUCCCUGUGGCAGUAUUUACAUUCACGUUAUUCAAUUCCGGGGACACCAAUGCAGAUAUCACCUUGCUUUUCACAUGGGCUAAUUCUGUGGGUGGGGAAUCCGAAUUUUCUGGAAAUCACUCCAACUCUAAGAUGAAGGUGAAGGAUGGUGUGCAUGGAGUAGUUCUACAUCACAGGACUGCAAAUGGACAACCACCAGUAACAUUUGCCAUUGCAGCACAAGAGAAAGCUGAUGUUCGGGUCUCUGCAUGUCCUUGCUUCAUUAUAUCUGGAAAUUCACUGGGAAUAACAGCAAAAGACAUGUGGCAAGAAAUUAAAAAGCAUGGUUCCUUUGACCACCUUGAUUCUGAUGAAAAACCAGUGCCUACAGAACCUGGAUCAUCUAUCGGUGCAGGGGUAGCAGCUUCUCUGACUAUUGCAUCUCAAAGUGUUGGCACUGUUACAUUCUCAUUGGCAUGGGACUGCCCCGUCGUUAAAUUUUCUAGUGGAAAGACUUAUCACAGGCGCUACACAAAAUUUUAUGGCACAAAUGGGGAUACAGCAUCAGAAAUUGCACAUGAUGCUAUUCAUGAGCAUUGCCAUUGGGAGUCGCAGAUAGAAAAAUGGCAGAAACCUAUUCUCGAAGACAGAAGAUUUCCUGAAUGGUACCCUAUCACUCUCUUCAAUGAGCUCUACUACCUUAAUGCAGGGGGAACAAUUUGGACAGAUGGAUUACCUCCAAUGCAAAGUUUAGUAACCAUUGGAGACACAAAGUUUUCCCUUGACAAAUCUAGAUCAGAAUUCACUAACACAAUUGGUACUAACCAUCAAAAUGAUACUGGCAUGGAUAUUCUCGAAAGGAUGGCAUCAAUACUCGGGCAAAUACACAGUCCAAUUGUAACAAAUUCUUCUUUUGGAACAUAUUUGCUUCAAAAGGGUGAAGAAAAUAUUGGUCAAUUACUCUAUCUCGAAGGGAUUGAGUAUCAGAUGUGGAACACAUAUGAUGUACAUUUCUACUCGUCUUUUGCGUUAAUUAUGCUAUUUCCAAAACUUGAACUCAGCCUCCAGAGAGAUUUUGCAGCAGGAGUAAUGAUACAUGAUCCCAGUGAGAUGAAAUUAUUAUAUGAUGGUACUUUGGUCCGAAGAAAGGUCCUUGGUGCUGUUCCCCAUGAUCUUGGAAAGAAUGACCCAUGGUUUGAAGUAAAUGCUUAUAACCUUCACAACACAGAUAGAUGGAAAGACUUGAAUCCUAAAUUUGCUCUCCAAGUUUAUAGGGAUGUGGUUGCUACGGGUGACAAGUCAUUUGCAAAAGCUGUUUGGCCCUCAGUCUAUGUGGCAAUGGCUUAUAUGGACCAGUUUGAUAAGGAUGGGGAUGGGAUGAUUGAGAAUGAAGGCUUUCCUGACCAGACUUAUGAUGCAUGGUCAGUUAGUGGUGUGAGUGCAUAUACUGGUGGACUUUGGGUGGCAGCCUUGCAGGCUACUUCAGCCUUGGCACAUGAAGUUGGUGACACUGCUUCUCAAGAUUAUUUCUGGCAUAAGUUCAAGAGAGCUAAGGCUGUGUAUGAGAAAUUAUGGAAUGGUUCUUACUUUAAUUAUGAUGAUAGUUCUGGUAGUUCAAGUGCAUCUAUUCAGGCUGAUCAGUUGGCUGGGCAAUGGUAUGCUCGGGCAUGUGGUCUUUCAACAAUUGUUGAUCAUGACAAAGCAAAAAGUGCACUUGAGAAGGUUUACCAUUUCAAUGUCUUAAAGGUGAAGGGUGGGAAGCGAGGGGCAGUGAACGGGAUGCGACCAGAUGGAACAGUUGAUAUGUCAGCGAUGCAGUCAAGAGAAAUAUGGUCUGGUGUCACAUAUUCUGUUGCUGCAGCUAUGAUUCAUGAAGGCAUGGUUGAAAUGGCAUUUAAUACUGCAUUUGGAGUCCAUGAAGCUGCCUGGUCCCAAGAAGGGCUUGGAUAUUCUUUUCAAACCCCGGAAGGAUGGAACACCAAUGAUCAGUAUCGAUCUAUGUGCUACAUGCGCCCAUUGGCCAUAUGGGCAAUGCAAUGGGCCUUGUCACCGCCGAAGCUCUACAAGGAAGAGAAAAAAACAGAAUUGGAGGAACUUCCUUCGUUUAUGUACAACGCUGGAUUCUCAAAAGUUGCAGGCCUUCUCAAGUUGCCAGAACAAGAAACUUCAAAAAGCCUACUCCGGGUUCUUUUCGAUUACACUUGCAGGAGGAUGUGGAUGUAAAACUUGGAAGUUUCUUGAGUAAUUCCCAGUUACAUCUAUUUCUUUAGGUGAUAGUCUAUUGUUGUAGAAGGAAAAUAUUUAUGACUGCAUUACAGAAGACAAUUUGAUAUGAAAAUUUGUAGAGGUUUUUUUUCACUCUCCUGCUUUGAGAACCUCUUGGGUUUCAACUAUACUAAUGUACUCCCUCAGUAUUAGAAAAGGAGGGAGUUUUCUGGGCUGC